UCCGGCUAGAUUUACCAUUUAUCUCUAGUUAUUCUAUCAUUUACUAUUAUCUACUGUAUUAGAUCUUACUACCUUUAGUCAACAUCAAAAAAUGUACUACAUCAUGACACAUUAUUGGACUAGUUAUUACGAAUAAAAUAAACCGUUGACCCGUCACAUUUUCCUUCUUCGAGCACCAUUACCAGCAGACUCUUCCCCUUCCUUCCCUUCAUCCCCUGAACAGUCAAUGCAAUCCAUGUCUUCCUCCAAUGCUUCAUCUUCCAACCUCAGAAACCCAAAAUGGAUAAACCGAGUUUUCAUAAGCUUCGAUGCGAAAGACGUUGAAGAGGAACCUUUCAUUUUCACUCUCUACGCACACUUGAAGAAAGCCGGAAUCCGAACAUGCUUCGACCCAGUAGACACGGUUCGCAGACGACAGGAAACACUGCCCUCACGGCUGCAAGCAAUCGAAAGGUCUCGGCUUUCUGUCGUUAUUUUCUCCAAAGGCUACGCUGGUUCUACCGAGUGUCUGGUGGAGCUGGAGAAUAUAAUGGACUGUCACAGAGUCAAGGGCCACAUAGUUUUUCCAGUGUUCUAUGGCGUGAACUUGUGGAAUGUGCGCAAACAAAAGGGUGAGUUUGGAGCUUUGUUUGAAGGAAUGGUCAAGAACGUGCACAAAGACAGAGUGUUGAAUUGGAGGAGAGCCCUUUCUGAAGCUGCUUUCUUUCCCGGUUGCCGUGCGACCCCUCGCCGUUAUCGUCAUACUAUUGUGGAUUUUCAGGCUUCUGAUGAAAUUGUGCACAUUGUUUGUAUGAUGCUAGAUGGUAAAUAUUUGUCCUGCACAUACCAUCAAAUUGGGAAAAGUAUUCAUACUAAAAAUAUCUAUGACAGCUUGAGUAAUGAUCUUGAAAGUGUUCACUUAGUAGGAAUAUGGGGAAAGGGAGGAAGUGGUAAAACAACCAUUGCCAAAGUCAUUUACAAUAACAUGUGUCACAGUUUUGAGGGUUCGAUUUUCCUUGCAAAUAUUAAGGAUGAAUGGAAGCAGGAUAAUGGCAAAGAAUAUCUACAAAAACAACUUCUUACAGAGAUCAAUAGUUCAACAGACUUGAUAAUGAAUAGCACGGAAAUGGAGAAAAUAUUGCCUCACAAACGGGUACUUGUAGUACUUGAUGAUGUGAGCCAAAGAGACCAAUUGAUUUCAUUAUGUGGAAGUCCAGUAUGGUUUGGUCCUGGGAGUAUGAUAUUGAUUACAGCUAGAGAAAAGCAUUUACUUGAUGACCUUGAAUUGGACUUUGAAUAUGAAAUGAAAGGAAUGGAAUCAAGUGAAUCACUUCAGCUUUUUGGUUCGCAUGCAUUUAAGAAUGAUAGUCCUGCUGGUAAUUUGAUUAAACUGUCAAAAAAGGCAAUUUCUCACUGUGGAGGACUGCCGUUGGCUCUUGAAGUUCUGGGCUCGUUGUUACUUGACAGAAAAAGAUCUGAGUGGAAAAGUAUAUUGAAGCUACUUAAAAGAAAUCAAAGCAAUGAGGUGCUAAAUAUACUAAAAGUGAGCUAUGAUUUUCUAGAUCAUAAUGAGAAAAAGAUAUUCAUUGAAAUAGCCUGUUUCUAUAUUGGAAUGGACAGACACAACAUUACACAAUUAUUAAAUGGCUGUGGACUUGCUGCGGAAACUGGGAUAAGUAAGCUCAUUGAACUGAGCCUUUUGAAGGUUGACAUGAAUAACAAGCUUGAAAUGCAUGAUUUAUUUCAAGACAUGGGAAGCGAUUUGAAUGAUUUAAAGCCAAAAUCCAAAUGGAUCCAUAAUGUGUUCCUGAGUUUCCGAGGUGUAGACACUCGCAGGUCGUUUACUUCUCAUCUCUAUGCAACUUUACAAAAUGCUGGCAUGGCAGUUUACAUGGAUGACAACCUUGAAAGGGGAGAAAAUAUCUCAUCGUCACUGUUGCAAGCUAUUGAAGUUUCGCGAGUUUCUAUCAUCAUUUUCUCAAUAAACUAUGCUAAUUCAAGAUGGUGCCUUCAAGAGCUGGAGAAAAUCAUGGAGUGUCACAGAACUCUUGGUCAAGAAGUUCUACCCGUAUUCUAUGGUGUGGAACCGUCAGAGGUGCGUAACCAAAUAGGAUCUUUUGGAAAAGCAUUAGGAGGACUUGUGCAGAGAAUCUCAGAUACAAAAGAUAUGAUUAUCAGUUGGAAAAGGGCUCUCACUGAAGCUGCAAACUUGUCUGGGUGGAAUUUAAAUGAUUACAGGGUUCGAGGCAAUAUGCAGCAGAGCUUCCUGAUUAUCACAAAUGAGUGGCAUCUGCGUAGUAUCCUCAAACCUUAGCUCUCUAAGUAACUGUUUGAGCCAUAUAAGCUCACAGGUGGCGGAGGCCUUUGCCCGAUACUCUGCUUCUUCACUUGACCUUGGCACUACAGUUCGUUUCUUGCUUUUCCAAGAAAUCAAGUUGCCACCAAUGAAAAUGCAGUAGCUAGAAGUGGAUCUCUUGUCAGUAGGAGAGCCAGCCCAAUCUGCAUCAGAGUAUCCUACAACUCAUGCAUGACAUUUGUCUUCAUACAAGAGACCGUUUCCUGGAGCUCCUUUAAUAUAUUUUAGAAUGCGAAUUACAUGGGAUGGAGUGAUGAUGCAUCGGGUGACUGUUCUUUUCCUAGUGACACUAAAUGGCUAACCUUCAAAGGCGAAGGUUCCUCAUUAUUUUUUAAAGUGCCUAACACUGGUAGCAAGUUGAAAGGAAUGACUCUGCGCAUAAUUUAUUCCUCUUACUUUGUCAAUCUGGCUUCUGAAUGGGAUCUUCUUAGUGUCUUGAUAAUAAAUCACACAAAGAACAUCGUUCAUCCCUACAAGCAAGACACAAGAACUUCCCUCAAUGAUGAAGAGUGGCAAGGAUUGUUGUCAAAUCUCGAACCUGGUGAUGAAGUGGAGGUUGUUAUAGUUUUGGAACAUCAAUUUACUGUGAAGAAGAUAAUAGCACAUCUAAUAUAUGAUGAAUUAGCUUAUGACAAAAUUGUGGAGUGUUCAUCAGCACCCGACAGGGGUCAAAUUUGAGAGAUGUGUUUUAGAUGAACGUGAAAUCUUCAGUCAUUCCUGCACCAGGUAACAAUUUUGACAGCACACACAUGCAUGCACUCACACCAACAAAUCUCACAGUUUACUCUGUCGAAUGCUUGAGCUUCAUUUAUAAUGGAGGCAGAUGUAGUUGGAAGGCAGAGAUUAUUCAAGGAUAUUACGGUUAAUUCAAUUAUUCCCUGGCAUAUUUUGGUGUAACUCCAAUACACAGAUCACACCAGACAAUACACAGCCACAGGUCAAUUUGCCUCAAAACCUCAAAUGAUAGAACUUGUGGCUGACUUUACUCCAAGAUAGGUUAAUCUAGCUUCUAACGUCAACAUAAAUUAUUUAUAACAUUUUGGUGAAUUCUACCAUACCCUCAUUGUAUGGUACAUGACUGACGUGAUUUAACAUGUACCAAUAGGAAACCGACAUCUGAAAGUGUAUUUGAAUUUUUUAUUCAUUUUAAAACAUAUAUAUGGUAAAAAGGAGAAACAUUCACUUAAAUAUUAUUGGUCCACGUCACAUCUUGUAUCAUACCCCAA
Molecule: messenger RNA, 3561 nt
Organism: Lotus japonicus
Lineage: Eukaryota; Viridiplantae; Streptophyta; Magnoliopsida; Fabales; Fabaceae
Product: disease resistance protein RUN1-like
Exons: 7
Coding region: 227-2293 (688 amino acids)
Biological process (GO): signal transduction; defense response
Molecular function (GO): ADP binding
Source: RefSeq, a predicted model, not a curated record